Juglans regia (Persian walnut) is the source of this 2039-nucleotide messenger RNA. RefSeq names its product feruloyl CoA ortho-hydroxylase F6H1-3-like. The transcript is spliced from 2 exons. Lineage: Eukaryota; Viridiplantae; Streptophyta; Magnoliopsida; Fagales; Juglandaceae. The record is from RefSeq and is a predicted model, not a curated record. Bases 594 to 1664 code for a protein of 356 amino acids.
CCGACCCUCCAGCCACAGGUAUGAUUUUUCUACCUUUGACUGCGUUUUCGCUGGAGAGAGAAAACGAGUCGGCGUGCGAUAUGUCUCACUUCGAUGUAUCUGAAGACGAAUCAAGGAAUGCAAUAAAAUCACCUACCCAUCACUUUUUUUCCCACAACUCAACUAAUACAUCGAAGUCGAAUCAAGGAAUGCAAUACAAUCAGAACACCAUACAGCCGACCCUCCAGCCACAGGUAUGAUUUUUCUACCUUUGACUGCGUUUUCGCUGGAGAGAGAAAACGAGUCGGCGUGCGAUAUGUCUCACUUCGAUGUAUCUGAAGACGAAUCAAGGAAUGCAAUAAAAUCACCUACCCAUCACUUUUUUUCCCACAACUCAACUAAUACAUCGAAGUCGAAUCAAGGAAUGCAAUACAAUCAGAACACCAUACAGCCGACCCUCCAGCCACAGGUAUGAUUUUUCUACCUUUGACUGCGUUUUCGCUCGAGAGAGAAAACGAGUCGGCGUGCGAUGUCUCACUUCAAUGUAUCUGAAGACGAAUCAAGGAAUGCAAUAAAAUCACCUAUCCACCACUCUUUUUCCCACAACUCAACUAAUGUCGGCACCCAUGAUCUCCAUCUCCUCCGAUGUCAUCGAUUUUGUAGUGCACAAAGGGAACGGAGUAACGGGUCUGGCAGAGGUCGGCCUUCAAAUCGUUCCUGAUCAAUACAUCCAACCUCUGGAAGAAAGACUCGACCCAAGCAAAGUCGAGACCGACGACUCCAUACCCAUAAUUGAUGUCUCAAAUUGGGAUGAUCCCAAGGUGGCAGAAUCAAUCUGCGAUGCUGCUAGCAAGUGGGGCUUCUUCCAGAUACUCAAUCACGGGGUGCCCUUGGAGGUUCUUGAGGCCUUGAAGAAUGCUGCUCGUACGUUCUUUGAGCUGCCAGUUGAGGAGAGGAAAAAGUAUCUGAGAGAAAAUUCGCCAUCGCAAGUCGUGUGCUUGUCUACGAGCUUUAGUCCUCAAGCCGAGAAAGUCCUAGAGUGGAAAGAUUUCCUUACACUCUUGUGGGUGUCUGAGAAUGAGGCUUCUGCAUUUUGGCCUCCUGCAUGCAAGGAUCAAGCAAUAGAAUACAUGAAAAAGGCUGAACUUGUGAUCAGAAGGCUGUUAGAGGUACUAUUGAAGAGACUUGGCGUUAAAGAAAUUGACAAAGCAAAAGAAUACAUGUUAAUGGGUGAACUGAGGCUUAACCUCAAUUAUUACCCGAGAUGUCCAAACCCCGACCUCACGGCUGGAGUAGGUUGUCACUCUGACAUAUCGGCAAUAACCGUCCUCCUUCAAGACGAGACUGGUGGGCUUUACGUGCGAGGAACUAAAGAGGAUAGUUGGAUCCAUGUUCCCCCGGUUGAGGGGGCUCUUGUCAUCAACAUUGGGGAUGUGCUGCAGAUACUGAGCAAUGACAAGUACAAGAGCAUUGAGCACCGGGCAUUUGCAAAUAGAGACAAGAAUAGAGUUUCCAUCCCAAUUUUUGUGAACCCAGGAUCUGAUGCCAUUGUUGGACCUUUGCAGGAAGUGUUGGAAAGUGGACAGAAACCAAUAUACAAGCAAGUUGUCUUCUCAGAUUACUUCAAACAUUUCUUCAGUAAAGGUCACGAUGGAAAGAAAACCAUGAAAUUUGCCAAAAUAUGACAUGUACACUUUCUAUUGCACUUGAAUAAAUACAUGCAGGCAGUAUUGUCUUCUUAGAUUGGUUAAAGUUUAUUGCCUGCAUUUUUUGUUGUUUGACGCGAAUAAAAAAUACAUGCAUUCAGACAAGAAGUAGCUAGAUGCUAUGCAAUCCACUCAUUGAACAGAACAGGAGCAGCUGGAACGGUGGAAACAUUCUAAGCGCAUCCAUUAUUCUUUUGGAAAUAGAAGCCAAUUCUUCACAAUAGGGAGCACUUACAGAUUGAUACCCUCUGAACCUUCGGACUCAGUUUCAGGACUUCAAUUGUAAAAUUCAGUACUAUUACUGGUGGAACAUAUCAAGCAAUAUCUAAUAAAUGGUGAAACUUCAUUUUGGCA